Messenger RNA from Armigeres subalbatus, 1068 nucleotides. RefSeq lists its product as uncharacterized. NCBI's taxonomy places the organism in Eukaryota, Metazoa, Arthropoda, Insecta, Diptera, Culicidae. The transcript is spliced from 2 exons. The record is from RefSeq and is a predicted model, not a curated record. The coding region runs from base 335 to 988 and encodes 217 amino acids.
UUGUUUAUUUAAUUGAUUGUGACGUCAACAGGGCUUGAAUGGGUACUUGCGGUUUGUUUGUUGGUGGUAGCAUUCGGAUGGUUAGUGUCCGCCGGCGCUGAUGAAGGGUGAGUCUCGAUGUUGUUGCUCUUGGUCGCUCGGCAUUUCCGCUGCUUGCCGUUCACUACGAGCGCUGAUGAUUGCUGGAAUGCCGGAUGAUGGCCGACAAUGGUCGUACGAGGGCUGAUAAUGGCCGGACGAUGGCGGACCGAGGGCCUGCAAUUGCCGUACGAUGAUUGAUGAUAGCGUGUCGGACUAUAACCGGCGAUGACGGUUCGAUGAUGACCGACGAUGAAUGACGAUGGCGUGCCGGACGAGAACCGGCGGUAUCGUUUCGAUGGUGCUACGAUGGCCGAUGAAGGACGAUGGCGUGCCGGACGAGAGCCGGCGCUGUCGUUUCGGUGGUGGGACGAUGGCGUGCCGGACGAGAGCCGGCGCUGUCGUUUCGAUGGUGGGUCGAUGGCGUGCCGGGCUAGAGCCGGCGAUGUCGGUUCGAUGGCGGAUCGAUGGCGUGCCAGACGAAAGCCGACGAUGGAGGUGCGGGGCUUUGCGUGAUGUGAUGCUUCGCAAUGGCGGCCGGAGAGCUUUGCGGCGAGGCGAUGGUAUUCAACCGGAAGCCGGAUGUUGGACUUUGGCAGGGUUUUCGAGGCAAUCCGGCGCAAGGCGACGAGGUGACGGGGUUGUAGGACGAUUCACUGCCGCGAUGGUGUCGUGGCCGGGCCAAGGUGUGGCACUCCGGCUGUUCAGUCGUUGUUGGUCCACGUGCAAAGUCGAACUCCCCGAUUCUAUAUACGUCUGGCCGUGCCUGUUCCGGGAAACCGAUGCACCACUGUUCUGCGGAAUAGAAAAUGCCACUUCCAGCACCGCCAAAGGGCAUACAAAAAGAAAAAGGCCCACUAUGCGGACCUUUUUCUUGGUUUUAGAGUACAACUGCUGGUACUUCUUUUGAAUAGCCUUUUAUUCUCACUAGGCUUUCACUUGUGUCGACAAUUUUUCCGACGCGCACUGCGAUUCCGACCAGCGUUUCGA